Rhopalosiphum maidis (corn leaf aphid) is the source of this 358-nucleotide messenger RNA. RefSeq lists its product as uncharacterized. The transcript is spliced from 6 exons. Bases 26 to 358 code for a protein of 110 amino acids. Lineage: Eukaryota; Metazoa; Arthropoda; Insecta; Hemiptera; Aphididae. The record is from RefSeq and is a predicted model, not a curated record.
UCUUCGCAUAUAUCAAAUAACUAAAAUGAAUAUUUUUAAUAAGUAUUUUGUUACUAUUACAAUCAAUGUUCUUCCAAUUUUGAUUAUUCCAGUAACUGCAUUCGAUAAAUAUUACGACCACUUCAAAAGCAUUUCAAAUGAAUGUCACAGAAAAGAUGCAGCCGAUUGCAAUUAUUUUUUAAAAGAUGUUUGUGGAUUCCUAGAUAAUGUUCAAGAAGAUCAUAAAGUGAAUUAUAAGAGUCCUACAUUUUUAAAAGAUGAAAACGACAAUGUAGACAACGUAGAAAAGGUGAAUGGAAAAUGUUAUCGUGUUUCAAAAUUAAAGGAAUCUCAACUCAUGGUUAAACAUGACGUAUGA